Linum trigynum is the source of this 6174-nucleotide messenger RNA. NCBI's taxonomy places the organism in Eukaryota, Viridiplantae, Streptophyta, Magnoliopsida, Malpighiales, Linaceae. The record is from the annotation of a GenBank genome assembly.
CCAAAACGUAAUUUUCCAUCGAUAUUUUGAGGACUUAUAUGCAAAAUAAAUUAGGUACUAAAUAUGCAUAUCUAUUAAGUUUAGGUACCAAACUGUAAUUUGUAUUUGGGCAUGGGUACAAACCCAAAUCCAUUUGAUAUAAACCCAACUCAACCCAAAGAAAAUGGGUAUGGGGUACAAAGCCAUCAAACUCUACCCAUAUCCAUCUAUUUAGAUUUCAUACCCAACCCAAUUAGGUUGGAUAGUAAGAAACUCAUAGGUAUGGGCAAAGUUGCCAUCCCUAACUGGAAGCAUUGGUAACUUUCAGCAUUGAUAAUUUUGAUCUGAAUUGUUUUUCCUAUCAGUUUGACUUGUUUUGAGACGGAUAUGUAGGCGAGACUGAACGGUAUGGGUAUUCUUCUCGACCUGACUUUCUUUUAAAAAAAGGAUUUCAUUAAGAAUGCAUCGGCCAGGCUCAAUCGAAAAUAUACAAGCAUUGAUCGAUAUGGGUUGGGAAAUCAGAAACAACAAGGCUCAAACAAAACCCGGAACCAAUAGGGAUCUAAGCCAAUGACCCAAAACCAAUCCUUAACCCCGAACCCUAGCCACCUCUGGCCCCCUCUGAAAACCACGUCAUCGUGGCUGAAAACCACCAUCGUCGCUCGACCAUAACAAGUAGUGUCGUCAAUCAACAGACACCACCACCAAACAUCAAGCAAAGGAGCAGGUUCCCACCCAACCCAAAAGAUAUGAUGUGGAAGGCAGACCCUCCAAACCAACCCGAGCCGAAUCAACCAUUCGCAUCUCACUGCACGAAACUCAGGAAAUAACACAAACCAAUUGGUCGGCCGACGAGGAAAUAGAGGAGUGACGAUCUUCUGUCUUCAAGCUACCAAACUGAGUCCAAUGCCAAGGACUGUAUCUCCAAACCAUCCGGAUUUGCAAGGCGAGAACAAGGAGGUAGACCAAGGCAACACGAGGAGCAGAUAAGUCGGGUAUGUACUGGAAAGCAACGCACAAAGAGAAAAGGACAACCUCAACAAAGGAAAAACAAAGUAAAUAUGUGGUUGGAAACAACAUAUUAGAAGAGGAGAGAGCCGAUCAGGAAAGGAGAAGAACGGGAGGCGGAGUGGCACCGACAUCAGCCCCCUCAGAUGCAUGAAAGGAAGGGUUUUCUAGAGAGAGGUCUCAUUGACUUGACUUGAUUUCCCCCUUUCUCCACCUGUUUUAUGCCUAAAUUACAUGUAAUUUUACUCAAAUUACUUAGGGGUCGUUUGGAUCAGGGUUUUGUUUGAGGGAUUUGGGCACAAUCCCUCAUAGUGAGAGAUUUUAAUUAAAAUCACUCGUUUGGGAAACAAUUUUUUAAUCAGAGAUUUUAAACAUUCUGGAUUUAAGAAACUCACAUAUGUGGGAUUGUAAAAUAGCUUAUCACCAUCAGCUAUUUUGAAAUUCCUCAAUAUUUUGCCAAGUUGUUCCAUAUAUGUCCAUGCUUAUUUUCUGAAAAUCCAACUUUGCCAUUCUUCUAUUAACCCUUACAAUUAUUGUCUGUCUCUAUCUCCAUUCGCAGAACCCUUCGUUCUGCUUCACUCCAACCCAAACGAAGGAGCGGAAAGACGAACCAGCUGUUGCCGAGAAGUGCUCACCGGCGGUGACUCAGCUCCGGAGAGCAUUCAAUGGUGAGUUCGCGAAAUCCUUCUUCUCCGUUCAUCCUCUUUGGCUUGUUUUGGUGGUGAUUCGCCUUUGUCUCAAUCAGAAUCUUUUGGGUUCUGGGUUUUAUGGCUUUCUUUGUUGGUGUUUGGCAAAGGAGAGCAUAAAUAGGUUUGUGUAUUGAGAGUUUUAAAGCUUUCAUGACUUACUUUGUCCAGUCAAACAAAUUAGGAUUGUGAGUUGAUUACUUGGCAGAAUUGGCGCAACCUUCAUGGCCUUGUAAUCUUGGUUUUGAGAGGUUCAAUCGUAGUGAAUACAGUUACCAACCUAAGUUUUCUAACCACAAUAAUACUACAGUUCACAUAUAUUAUGUUCUUCAAACUGCAAAUUGUGUCCUUGAAAGUGUUGUAUGGAACUGAUGUUAGAACUUCUUCUCAUUCAAGUUGUCUGUGUGUCGGCAAGCAAGCGAGGCAAUCUACUUCAGAGUUUGGAGAAACUUGGGGGGCUCACCAGAGUUGAGAUCAUUACUGCAAUGAGGCUACUCUCCAACAAUGAUCGAGACUUGAUGACGUAUUAGACAAGAAGAUGAUUGUUCAUUGUAAUCCCAGCUCGUACAUGGAGCUUUUUGGGGGGAUUGCUUAAUCUUCUUUUCUAUGAAUGGAGACUGCAUUUGUUUAAUCAAGUAUUUGAACAGGUUGCAUUGGUAACUCUUUUGAGCUGUUUUGUUUAAGGGUAACUCUACUUUCAAAUGCUCAAUAAACUUCCACUACACAGCUCAAAGAAACCAAAAGGUGGACAAAAGCAAAAAAGACAGCCCGCAGAGGAAGAAGGAUAGAACGUGCAGGAUGCUUGAGCAGCGGCGGAUACAGGGGGGGCCCGACUAGGCCCGGGCCCAGCCCUCCCUGCCUCCCCAAGACCCAGCCCAGCGGCAUUUUAAUAUGUAGUUAUUUGGGCCCAGCCCGUCUCAGGACCCAGACACCCAGCCCCUAUUCCUCAUCAGCUUCCACUGCAGCCCAAACAAUCCAAAAACAAUCUCCCGCUGUCCCGCAUCAUUAGUCACUAGCUUCCCCUGCAAGUCUGGAACCCAAAAAAAAAAAAGACGAACAGAACAGACCUGCUCUGCUCCGCUAUCAGCCUGAUCGACAAUCGCUGCUCAUCCCCGCGGACCCCGCCUCCCCGUCCCGAGAUCGUCUUGUCACCGCCUCACCGGAGACCCUGUCACCCGGCCGGCGCCGGAGAUCCCUUGUCGGCUGAGGCUGGCCUCAGUGGCCUGUGGCAGUGUGCCUGACCUCUUUCUUUCUAGUUUCUCCGCACUCCGCAGUCCGCAGACCUCAGCGCCAGCGCCCGCCGCCCAGCUUUGUUUCUAGUCUCUCCGUUUGUGAUUCACUGAUUCUCUUAAGUCUUAUCUCAUCCGGGAAGUCAGAAGUGUGAAUUGUGAAUUUGUGAUUAUUGCAAAGAAAGUGCUCAGAGACUAGAGAGGUAAUUGCAAUUUGCCAAUUGAUUAUUGAUCUUAUUGUCUUAGUUUAGUUAGUAUUAUUUACUUAGAAACUAAGUUAGUCUUAUUCCCUUCACAGUAGUUUGUAUCCAAAUUUACUUAGAAUCUAGUGUUUGACUAAGUUGUGUACAUGUAUAAUUGGUUAUGCAGAUUUCAAGAUAUUUCAUCAUGACAUCUUCUCAACCACCAAAUAAAAAGGUGAAAACAACAUUGUUUUCUUACUAUCAACGUAAGGAAUCUGAAUCAUGUCAGACCGAAGAAGUCCCUCCUAAUGAAGGUCAACCAUCUUCCUCUCCAGUUCAGAAUGAAGCAUCUACCUCUCCUGUAUCCGGUAAUCUACUUCCAUCAUCUGAUAGUGGAGUUGAAAUUGAAAGAGAUCCAGGAAAGAGGAAACAAAUAUGUGAUUGGGCUCUUGAGUUGAGAGAUGAGGUUAGGAGAAAAUACCUAAUACCCAAGGCUUAUCAACCUAAACUCGCAUACUAUAAGCCGCGAGAAUACCCAGAUAAAAUUCGUCACUUUCAAGAAGCAUGGUAUUCACAAUUUGAUUGGUUGGAGUAUUCUCCUACAACACAUAAAGCAUAUUGUUUCCCAUGUUUUUUGUUUAGAGACAAGAUGAAUGGGAAUCAAACUUCUGCACUAGUGCAAGAUGGAUUUGAUAAUUGGAAGAGGGUUACUGGUAAGAAAUGUGUGUUCCUUGUUCAUGUUGGUUCAUCAGCAUCUUCAAGCCAUAAUAAAUGUGUUACAGCGGCUGAUGCCUUGAUGAAACCCUCCGGUCAUAUUGAUAAAGUGAUGCACAGAAUUGGUGGAGAAGAAGUUCUAAAGCAUCGAUUGCGGUUGAAAACAACAAUUAUGGUUGUCAAACAGUUGGCUUUACAAGGAAGUUCUUUUAGAGGACAUGAUGAAUCUGAUGAUUCUUUGAAUCCGGGGAAUGUUCUAGCUUGGAUUGGUUUUGCAGCGAAGUUGAAUGAUCAAAUCAAUAGUGUAGUUCUUUGUAACGCACCAGGAAAUGCGAAAUACACUUCACCAAGCAUUCAGAAGGAGAUAUUGGGAAUCAUAGCAAAUAGAGUGUGUUGUAAGAUACGCGAGGAUAUUGGAGAUUCUUGUUUCUCUAUUCUUGUUGAUGAAGCAGUUGAUGAAGCAGGAAGGGAACAAAUGUCUAUUAUUUUGAGGUAUGUCAGUUCUUCUGGUAUAGUAAUUGAACGCUUUUUUGCUCUCAAGAGUGUAGCUGAUACUUCUGCAGAAACACUAAAACAAGCUAUUUGUGGCGUUCUCUCUCAGUAUGACCUUCAAAUUGAAAAAUUGAGAGGUCAAGGAUAUGAUGGUACUAGUAAUAUGUCAGGACAGUUUAAUGGAGUCAAGGCAUUAUUUCUUAGAGAUGGCCCAUAUGCCUAUUUUGUCCACUGUUUUGCUCACAGAUUACAGUUGGCAUUGAUUACUUCUGCAAAGGUAUGUGAUCCUAUAUGGGAUUUCUUUUCCAUAUUGGAUUGUAUCAUAAAUGUUCUGAAGGCUUCUCCUAAACGGAUCAGGGAGUUGCAAGCAAUUCACAAAAAAGAUCUUGAUGGUAUGUUGGAUGCUGGAGAAAUUCAAUCUGGACAAGGAGCUAAUCAAAUGACAUCCUUAAAGCGUUCAGGGCCAACUCGUUGGGGAUCUCAUUAUCAUUCCAUAUUGAGCAUUAUAAACAUGUUCAAUGCAACAUGUGUAGUUCUAGAGGAUCUUUGCCGUUCUAAAGAAGGAGAACAACGAGCUCAAGCCAGAGGUGCUUCAAAAAAUAUCAAGACUUUUGAGUUUGUGUUCAAUCUUCACUUGAUGAAAGGGAUUAUGGAUAUCACGGAUUUUCUUUGUCAAGCAUUUCAACAAGAAUCUGUUGACAUUGUAGCUGCAGUUGGAUUUGUUUCCAUGGCAAAAGUUAAACUUCAAAAGCUACGGGAUGAAGGAUGGGACAAGCUACUCCAAGAGGUAAAAUCUUUUUGCUCAAAACAUGCCAUAGAGGUGCCUAAUAUGAAUGCUACACUUGGACGUGUUGAGAAGCAAACAACUCUUGAGCACCGUUACCAUUUUGAAUACUUUAAUCAAUGCAUAGAUUUUCAGUUGGGAACAUUGAAUUCAAGAUUCAAUGAGUCCUCAGUCAGAUUGCUUCAGUUGAGUGGUGCACUAGACCCUAAAAGUUCUUUCCGGUCUUUUGAUGAAGAAAAUAUUUACAGACUUGCUGAAGAGUUUUAUCCUCGAGACUUUGAAGGCAAUGAGAUGUAUUGUUUGAAGAAUGAGCUAGGAUAUUAUGCCGAUCAUGUGGUUCAUUGUCAGGAAUAUGAUGUUUCUUCCCUUGCAAAAUUACUAGAGAAGCUGGUGGAAACAGGGAUGGACGCACGGUACAGAUUGAUUUGUCGGUUGAUUCGUCUAGUGUUAACAUUGCCUGUUUCAACGGCUACUACAAAGAGAUCCUUUUCAGCAAUGAAACAUGUGAAGACUGAUUUGCGCAACAAGAUGGGCGAUGAAUUUCUUGCUGAUUGCUUAACUAUUUUCUUUGAGAGAGAGUAUGUUAUUGGUAUGGAUGAAGACUCAAUUAUUGACGAAUUUGCUAAAUUAAAAGACCGUCGUGUACAAUUGACAUUGUAAUGCAAACUAUAAAUUUUUUUUGUUUACGGUAUCUAAUUUUAUGUUCGAAUCCGGCCCAUUGCACUUUUAUAUCCUGGAUCCGCCGCUGUGCUAGAGUUGUUGCCUAAGUAUUAGACUAAAUCAGGGUAAUUAUGUGAUUUUACAUUUUCAUUUAAGAAUGUCAUAUUUGUAGCCAAACGAGUGAUUUGAUGCAAAUCCCACACAAACCUCUCGAAUUAAAAAUCUGGGUUUUAAAACGAGUGAUUUAAUCCCAAAUUCCUCUCAAAUCACUCAAAUUAAAAACCUGCAUCCAAACGACCCCUUAGGAUUUUGCAUUUAACUCAUAUUUUAGUUAUAUUGGAGUUGUAAAUAGGUGAAAACCUCAAUUUCUCUAAUAAUUUAAUUAUAUUUACCAUAUUGUAGCUUGUUUCUUUAGAUUUUAAUGAAAAAUGAAUAUUUUU